Messenger RNA from Dictyostelium discoideum AX4, 261 nucleotides. RefSeq lists its product as hypothetical. The coding region runs from base 1 to 261 and encodes 86 amino acids. The transcript has 2 exons. The record is from RefSeq and is a predicted model, not a curated record. NCBI's taxonomy places the organism in Eukaryota, Evosea, Eumycetozoa, Dictyosteliales, Dictyosteliaceae.
AUGGCUUGGGAGCUCAAAAAAGGUGGUGAAAAUUAUAUCUUUGUUUAUGUUAGUGGUGGAUAUGUUAUUUUAGGAUCAAGAGAUAGAACAAUCCAAAGUUCAGCUGAAUAUUGCUCAAUUGAAGAUUUCAUCAUUAAAGGACAAUUACAACAACCAAUCGUUCAAGAAUUUGGUGAGAAAACAUUCAAAGAGAUUUAUGACAAAGUAGCAAGAGUUCAUCAACAAAGAAAUCAAAAAACUACAGCACCUCAAUCUUCCUAA